Molecule: messenger RNA, 7667 nt
Organism: Xenopus laevis (African clawed frog)
Lineage: Eukaryota; Metazoa; Chordata; Amphibia; Anura; Pipidae
Gene: foxd4l1.2.L
Product: forkhead box D4 like 1, gene 2 L homeolog
Exons: 17
Coding region: 3961-5100 (379 amino acids)
Biological process (GO): regulation of transcription by RNA polymerase II; anatomical structure morphogenesis; cell differentiation
Cellular component (GO): nucleus
Molecular function (GO): RNA polymerase II cis-regulatory region sequence-specific DNA binding; DNA binding; DNA-binding transcription factor activity, RNA polymerase II-specific
Source: RefSeq, a predicted model, not a curated record
AAGUAACACUAGCGAAUUUACACCAGCGUCCGUUAGUGAAUCUGCGAAUUAACGAAAAUGCGCUACGCUGGCGUAUUUACGCUAGUGUUAGGCGCUUCAUCGUUUAGUGAAUUUGCCCCAUUGGACUGGGUACAGACAGAUGGAGAUAAUUUGGGGGAGAAAAUAUAGCCUCAGGUUUUUUUAUUCAUGCUUUUAUAACAGUUGUUUUAUAUUUAAUUAUAAUAUUUGAAAACUUGCUUGAAGCCAGCACAGCACGUAUAAAGGUAAAGUGUGCCUGGUUGCAAAAUGCAAACAAUAAGAUAACUGUCCCAAAUAAGGCAUGCACUCACAGAUCUUAUCCAAGGUGAAAAAAUGGUGUUUAUUCAGCAAAAAACUGCAGUUUUUUGCUGAAUAAACACCAUUUUUUUCACCUUGGAUAAGACCUGUGAGUGCAUGCCUUAUUUGGGAUAAUUAUAAUAUUCCUCAUACUAUAUCAGCUGUAAUGCAAUAGUCUAUUUUUAUCGGAUAGGGGCCAUUGCCGCACUCGACAGGGAAACAGUAAAACCUGCUAUGAGAACGCCUCCCACAGAUCCGCUCUGGCUGCGGUGAUUCACACGUGAAGAAACUUGAUUGUAUGUGAGGCGCCAAUGAAGCAGGAUGUCGGGGAAACCAAACUUGUAGUAAAACGUAGAAUCUUUAUUAGUUCAGGUUAAAACACAAUCUUAAACUGCGGGCAGAGGAACCAGCUUAACGCGUUUCGUGACCAAAGUCACUUCAUCAGAAGCAUAAGCGCCCCCUACAGAUACAAGACUUAUAAAACCAAACCAAUUAAAAAUGCAUAUUAGUUUAAAAUCAAGUGAUCACCAUACAAAAAUGAAAAUUCUUAUAAUGAAUAUAAUUAAUGAACACUGUGCAAUAGUCUAUUUUUAUACUCUCUGUUUUUCUCUCUGUCUAGUUAAGGCUUAUUGUACAUGAGGAGAAGCAUUUCGGCAUCCUUCAUUUAGUUAAACGGAAUCCAAAUAUGAAUUUUCUAGCCAAAUACAACUGUGCGCAGAUUUAAUUUAAUGAAAUCACAAGUGGCUUUGGCACAUUUAGGUGCUUCUCUGUCCAAACUUAUUUUCCUUUAUAUUUGACAUUGUUGGCUUCUAAUAAAUGUAAAACUUUUUGCAUUGUGUUUGUGCAGACCUACUUUUGCAGUUGCUUUGAAUAGUUUAUACUUUGCCAAGCAUCCAGGAAGCCCCACUAUAAGUUGUGACACCAGAACAUAAAAAGGUUUUAUACCUAUACAUAACAUAGUAUUUGUUUGCUUGUUUUGUGUACACACAUGUUUAAAAGUGUACACAGAAAGGAAAUUUUGUACACAAAAGUUUUUUCCUUGUUUUUUUCCUUGUAACCCCAUAUGUAUUAAAAGGUACUAAGUUUGCCUAUGUGCAGUAAACUAUAGCAACCAAUAAAAUGCUUGCUUUUAAACAGGUGACCAGUAAAUGCUUCCUGCUGAAUAGUUGCUAUUGGUUACUGCACCUGCACAGACUUAGUGUAUUUUAUUACAUGACCCUAGUCUCUAUGAGCAUAGGGCCCCCCUACAAAGAAAGCAGAUCUGGGCUCCCCGGUGGCCAAGGGGUCUGCUUACUCUGUAGAUAUGCCACUUGGUGAUCCUCUGUAUGGAAUAUAGUAUAGCUAUCGUUUAGCUUAUAAAACAGCUAAUAAAACAGUGUGGUUCUUAUUUUAAAUGUAAAAUAUAUGUUCUGUAUGUGCUAGCAAUUAAAUAAUUCAAAAAGAAAAACCUUUAAGCAAGGCGCAUAUGGAUCCAUAUGGAUAUGAAUGCAGUUUUACUCCAAAAUCCACUCACUGUAGCUGCAGUUAGCCCUGUGUGCGCCUAGCCUUAUGUUACUAUGUUCACCUCUGCACUUACUUACCUGGGCACAGAAGAACCCUGCAGUAAGUGUUUUGAAAAGGUCAUGGACAGGAAUGUUAAAUGGUGUUGUGCCAAGGAUCUUUGGCACUCAAAUCAAGUGUGGUACCACACCAUACCUGAAUUUUUAUGCACCAGAGAAGUCAUUCACCCAACCCCAGUGCCCUCUGGUUGCACCAAAGCCCUCCCACCCACUUGUACCUGUCCCCUCUGAUGGGUUGUUUGGACCCGGAUAGUUGGACAAUGGGUAUGGUUAGGUCCGGUUUAAACAGCGUGAGUUAGUGUUGAUGUGGAUAUAAUCACACUUAUGUACAGUUUGCUGCAGCUGUCAUAGCUUUGCAGUUGGAGUGAUUGGCUACUUUUUUAACAUUUGCUACAGGAAGAUUUCAGAUCAGGGACAUGUUGAGCCUGUAUAGCUAGUCAACUAUUGCUAAGUGAAAAUCACCUCUACAACUCUAUGGUUUUCACUGCAGGAAAACUCCACCCUGUUCUUCUGACAACAUUGUUUGCUGGCAGCAGCAGUAGCAGCCAUUUCAGCACUUUUAGAAACAUGUGUCAGUUACAUUCAGUCCAGCCAUCGCGCAAGACCCUGCUGUACAUUUCUGACUGUGAUGCACAUCCCAUCCACUUCUUAACAGGAUCUGCACCCAGUAACUACAGCCAUGUUAGGGCCCAAUGGCAGCCUUGAUCCAGAGGAAGGUGACCACUGCCUCCACUCAAUCUCCAGCUGUCUACAGUUUGCCUUACAGAGGAAACAAUUCCUAAUUCCAAUCUGACAGUCCCUGGACCAGCUGUGCUCAACUCAAAGAGAGGAACAAAGAUGAAUACAGAGGAACAGAAUGCAGGGCAGAAAGCAACAAUAUAUUGAAAAAUUGUAACCUGUUAAGCUAGAAUUAACCACCAUUGGUAUAGAGGCUUCUGAAACAGCUGGAGCAAGAAUUACAAAAAAAUUACUAACCCAACAAUCAGUGCUCCUUGUUACUGCUUUAGCUCUGAAAAUGCACUGCUUUUGAAAGAACAUUGGGUCCUGGGGAUAGCACGUCUACAAUAAAUUUCCUCAACUAUAAAGAAAAUAUUUUCAUUUACAGUGGCCAUUGUGUGGGUUCUAAAAAUGUAUUUAUUUGACAUAUUGGAUGGUUUUAUUACCAUAUUUAUUAUACAAGACCCCUUAGAGAUGGACAGGUGGUAUUAUCCCCUAAGGUAAUGCUACUUGUCCUGGCUCCCUAAUCACUCCCAACGCCACUACUGCACCCCACAUAGUAUUUACACCCCUUGUGCUUUCUACCAAUCAGCUUCUUCGCUGAUCAUUCCCCCUGCUCUUCUUCACUGACUCCCACUCUACUCCCUGCUUUCCCUGCAGUUGUGCCUCCCCCAGUUGCAUCAAAGACAUAUACCUCUGCUGUCUGACCCCCACCAUCCGUUCAUUUGAAACCAACUUCCCCCCAUUGUUUGCCACCAGUCCCCCACAUCCCCAGUGGGAACUAUGCAAUUUUUCCCCUGAAAUGCCACCACUCAAGUUGUGCCCUAGGCACCUGCCUACUUAUUGUUCUGUCCCUGUUCCCUAUAUACAGUAAUUUGUUUUAAGCCUUUUUAAGAAUGGAGACCCCAAUGCCUCAGUGGUAACACAUACACCUGUGCAACAAGCAGGCAGAAAAGACAGAAAGAUAGCCAUCUGUCACAGAAUUACUUCUUUUAUGUCACACGUCUGGAAUUGAAUUAUGGGUUUUAAUAUGCAUUGAUUGGUGCAGGCAAUAGUGAGAUAAAAUCUUUUUAUAGGACAACCCAUAUUAUAUUUAUUUAUAUGUAUAAAUAUGACCUUUGGCUCUAUGGCUGAUGAAUGAAAGUAUAUUUCAAGUAAUUGCUUAUCCCUGGGUCAUUGGAAAUAUCUAACUACCCUAAAUCUUUGUGUUACAGGGACGCUCCAGCAGAAAAAUGGAUGUAAAAGAGGCACGCAAGAGAAACACCACAGACUGUAAUGCCAUCAAAGCCACCAAAAGCAAUCCCACUAUGUGUCUGAAUAAAAGGAAAGUGAGAAGAAAAGAAGAAAGAUCUGCUGAGAAGACAGCAACAUGGAUUUGAAGAAAAAGAAGAGAAGCAGUAGUCCAGAGGAGGACUUGUCUGGAAAAAGAACUUGCUGCAGGAAGACAUCAACUACAGAAGAUGAGAGGUGUAUUACAAAGAGAUCAAGAAGCCCAGAGGAGCAUCCAAUUGAUGGAAAGGAAGAGAAAAGGAUUAGAGUGGACACCAAAACACCACCGUCCCUCAGUAUUACCAACUACAGACUCAUGAAAGAGCUGGGGAAAGGCAACUUCGGCAGAGUGAUGUUAGCGUCGUAUGCCAUAAAGGACCAACUUGUGGCAGUUAAAAUUAUGCCGAAGAAGAACGGGAAGGAAUUCAAAUAUGUCAGAGGAGAAGCCCAGGUUCUUCAGUUAGGGAGAGAAUGCCCAUUUCUAUGCCGGGCAUUUACAACAUUUCAAACUCAGUCACAUCUGAUGAUGGUACUGGAGUAUGCAAGAGGCGGCACACUGGAAAGCCUAAUUAAGAAGCAAAAGAACAUGAACAGCCAGAAAAUACUGUUUUAUUCAUCAGAAAUAGCAGUGGGUUUGCAGUUCUUGCAUGCCAAAGGGAUUGUACAUCGGGAUCUCAAGCCAGAAAAUGUUUUUCUUGAUGAACAAGGCCAUAUUAAGAUCGGCGAUUUUGGACUUGUCUGUACCAAUACAGUUGAACAUAAAACCCUUUCUGGGAUUUAUGGCACACCAGGCUAUAUAGCCCCAGAGAUUUUGUCAGAGGACCCAUAUGACGCAGCGGCAGACUGGUGGUCGUUCGGGGUCAUUGUAUACGAAAUGGCCACCGGUAACUUACCAUUUCCACCAGAGAGAAAUCUUAAACAUCACCUAAAGACGAUCAUCUAUGAGAAGCCAAGGUAUCCAAAAUCUCUUGGGCCUGAAUUGCGUGACCUCCUUCAACAGCUUUUGAAGAAAACCCCUGACACUCGCCUUGGGGUCUAUUCCAACAUUCGGGACCACCCAUUCUAUUCAUCAAUUGACUGGGUGAAAGUGGAAAGAAAACAACUGGUUCCACCUGUAAAACCAAAAAUGAGAUCCGUUGCAGGGCUCUGCAAUAGGAACAUCCCAUUCCCAAAAGAAGACCCCAGGGAAACCAGCGUGCUUGAAAAUUUCAGCUAUGUAGAUCCAAGCUGGCAAGAAUAAGUCAUCUUUGUGCCACCCAAGAGUGACCAUCGAUAUGUUGUGCAACAUUCCACUGGGAACAUCUGCCUGGUUUCUCCAAUUCUUCAUCUUUAGCAACCCAUCGGGUAAAGUAUAACAUUCUGGCAUCAACUAAGGUAAGUGAAUGCUGUGUAUCCAUCUCAAUGCUGUCAACACCGUCAGCUUCUUGCAGGUUAACUGCUAGUCUGCUAUACCUUAGAUAACCAACAGGUUAAGUUGCCACCCGAAAUGGAGAUUUGUCACCUGCCUUCAUCUGAUGUAUUAGAUCCAGGUUUGUAGGAGUGUGUGUGAGGCAGCCACCAACACCAGAGCAAGCAGCUGCCUUUAAUGCUUAUUUUUGUUAAUAGUUUUUGUUCUAAGUUGAAAAAAAAACAAAAAAAAAAAUCCCCCCCAUGUUACCCAUGUUUUUCCAUCUUACCCAUCCUCCCCAUCUUCUCCUCCCCCCCCCCUUAUAUUUCAUGCUAUGCACAGUCUGCUACCAACAUCUAUACAUGGCCUGUGAUGUCACCAGAGGGGGGGAUUGGGGUGGGCAUGGCUAGUGGCCUGUGACGGCUCAAUUUUCAAUCUUUGUCCAUUCACAAGCCACUAGCGGUACCCCUCUGGUGCUAUCACAAUCUACAUCUAAAAUCUGUAGAAUUCUUACCAAGGUCUUAUGGUUGAUCAGCUGAGAUUUCCAACAUUAGGAAAAGCUGUUGCUAAUAACAACCACCAUACUUGUACAUCCAGACCCUUAAUUAAUGUCAUUCAUGCUAUGUUUAUUAAGGAAUAGCCCCAUGUAUUGUCAGAUGUAGUGCAAUAUACUGUAUGUAGUAUCAAUGCCUCGAUAACUACCAUAAUAUAUAGAGAAUGUAUUUAUUCUGUUAACACCUUCAGCUUCUUGCAGGUUUAACUGCUGUUUUGCUGUACCUUAGAAAUCCAACAGGUUAUGUUGCCAUCGGAAAAGAUUUGUCACCUGCUUUCAUCUGACAUUUUAGAUCCAGGUUUGUAGGUGUGUUUGUAUAAGCAGCCACCAACACCAGAGCAAGAACUUGCAGCUGCCUUUAAUGUUUAUAUCUAAGUUUUUUUCCUUGUGAAAGACAUAGCCACCAAAAAUAUGCUUCAAAUUACAUUCUACCACAGUGCUACAGAGACAGGACAAGUACAAUCUUGAUCCUGAUACCAGUACAUAUAUCUGGCUAAAUCCAAAAAGUACAUCCUAUAUACCACCUAAAUAUUUGCAAAAACUGUAAAAGAGGGCAUUGACUAAACCACAUACUUGUCCAUCACUUAUUUAACAUCCAGGUCCUUAUGAAGUGGCUAUUUGUUACAGUUCUAAGUUUAAAAAAGAAGAAAAAAUCCCACCAUCUUCUUCCCCCCCUUAUAUUUCAUGCUAUGCACUGCCUGUUACUAACAUCUAUACAUGGCCUGUGAUGUCACCAGAGGGGGGGAUUGGGGUGGGCAUAGCUAGUGGCCUGUGACAGCUCAAUGUUCAAUCUCUAUCCAUUCACAAGCCACUAGCGGUACCCCUCUGGUGAUACCAACCUACAUCUCAAAACUAUAGAAUUCUUAUGGUUGAUGAGCUGAGAUUUCCAACAUUAGGAAACACUGCUGCUAAUAAAAGCCACCUUACUUGGAAUAACCCCAUGUAUUGUCAGAUGAAGUGCACAAUAUGAAGUCUGUGUGCCUUAAUUAACAUAAGGGGAAAAAAACUGCAAAUCAAGCUUAGAAACCAAGCAAUUUUUUGCAUAUUUCACCUGUCCCCCCAUUGAGCACAUGGACCCUGAUAGCCUUCCUAAGAGCUUCUAACAAUAAUCUUUAUGGAAAAAUAUCCUUGUUAACCAUUUUUUUCUGAGCAUUUAUUUUCCAGUGCUGCCAUAUUGAACCAGCUGCACAGUUUUCCUCCGCACCAUCGUUCACAUUUACCAACCAGGAUACAGAUUAACAGAUACAGAUUUCAUGUUUGGAGAGCAGAAGGUUCCGCAAAGUACUGGAAUAUUGAAUAAAGCCUCAGGACACACAGCUACUGUCUAAAUAAAACCUGUUCCUGGAGAAGACAGCAGGAAUUAACCAACGAUUUACAGCAUCAAUAAAAUAAACUAUUUUAAAGUUAAAAACUCUGCUGCAUAUUAUUCUGUUACAGGAACAAAGAUGAAUCCACAGGAGCAGAAUGCAGGGCAGCAAGCAACUAUCUAUUGAAAAAUUCUAACCCCAUGAAGCUGGAAAUAACCACCAGUGGUAUCAAGGCUUCAGAAAUAGCUGGAGCAAGAAUAAAAAAAAUAUUUAGCCAUAGAGAUUAGUAAGUGCAGGUGGUAAUACUAAUACUGACUAAAAUAGUUUAAAAUGUACUACCUGACUAACCCAACAAUCUAUGCUGCUUGUUACUGCUCUGAAAAAUCACCGCUUUUGAAAGAACAUUGGGUCCUGGGGAUUGCGCAUCUCUAAUAAAUUUCCCAUAACAUUAGAGACCCCAGCAGAAAAAUGGAUGCAAAAGAGGUACGCAAGAGAAACACCACAGACUGUGAUGCCUUCAAGGCCACCAAAAGCAAUCCCACUAUGUGUCUGAAUAAAAG